UACAGGUGUGGAAGAACCUCCUUCUCGGAUCCUGAGAAAUUUGGACUUUUUAGCAGUGUACUGCCUAAAAGAAUAGAAGGAAUUGAUGGUUGUAGCUUCUUUGCAAUUACUUCUGUGGCAUUCGUAGCUUUUUUUUUUCUGUGGUUUUAGAUCAAGAAACACCAUGAGCACAACUCAACGAAAGCGCCGUGGAGGAGCAGUUAAUUCUAGGCAAGCUCGGAAGCGGAACAGGCUGAUGGAUUCCACCGCAGGCAGAGCUUCAGAAGCAGAGCCAAUAGAACUGGAAGAAAGUGCUGGUGAAGAAGUUGUAGAUCUCACGUGUGAAUCUUCUGAGCCUGUAGUCGUUGAUCUAACUCGCAAUGAUUCUGUUGUGAUCGUUGAAGAGAAUCAACGACAAAGAAGAAAUCUCAGACUAAGAAGUCAGCGACAGUCAGACAGCUGUGUACUGAGUAGCGAUGAUGAAGAUGAAGCAAGAGAUAACGAUGUGUAUGUGGCAGAUCAAGUGUCUCGAGAAUUAGGACCACUGGAAGAUGAAACUGCAAGUUCAAAGCCGUCUGGUACUGUUAGUUGUCCGAUUUGCAUGGAUGGCUACUCAGAGAUUGUGCAAAGUGGACGACUCAUUGUGUCAACCAAAUGUGGCCAUGUCUUCUGCAGUCAGUGCCUCCGAGAUUCCCUUAGGAAUGCCAACUCUUGCCCAACGUGCAGGAAGAAACUCACUCACAGACAGUAUCAUCCCAUUUACAUAUGAAUGCUUCUGUUUCUCAGGACAGACUCAACUGGAUUUUUGGGGAAAAUGUCAUGUUUUCAGGGCUCCGAAGAUUGAAGGAGCAGCAAGUUGUGCACACAUCAAAACAAAAUAGAUUUUCUUG
This is a messenger RNA of Pterocles gutturalis (yellow-throated sandgrouse), 869 nucleotides long. It is a transcript of the gene RNF4, whose product is annotated as ring finger protein 4. The record is from RefSeq and is a predicted model, not a curated record. Lineage: Eukaryota; Metazoa; Chordata; Aves; Pterocliformes; Pteroclidae. Gene Ontology annotation, biological process: positive regulation of transcription by RNA polymerase II. The transcript has 7 exons. Bases 164 to 748 code for a protein of 194 amino acids. Gene Ontology annotation, molecular function: transcription factor binding; zinc ion binding.